AGCUGAGGAUUUGAGGAGCAGGUCACUUUCUAACGAUGAGUAUGGCUUCGUACCGCCCGGUCUCGUGUUCCACACGACUCCAUUUCACUCACAAUUACGACACAACGCGGCUACCACUGACCUUAUCGCUCAACGUCCAUUCCACUGCCCAAAAUCUCAAAGGUCGUUACCGGAAUACUAGCAGCAGAAGAAGAAUUUCGGUGGUUCCACGGGCGGGACCCAGCACCAGCAGCUACAUCUUCGCCUUUGUCUUGCCCAUCUCUCUCUUGGCCGUCACCGUCGUCACUUCUAUGAGAAUUGUUGACAAGCUCGACCAGAAGUUCCUGGAAGAGGUUGCAAUAAACCAAGCUAUACUAGAAGCAAAGGAGGAUGAGGAUGAAGUUAACAUUCCUUUAGAAAAUGAACCUGCAGCACCACGCACCCGCAAUCGGCCCAAACGAGAAGUUGAGCCAUCGUCUAAGUAAUUUUUGCUUUUGGUUUGGGAGUUAAAAGAAGAGAGGACAGACAUAUAUGUAAGACAAUUGUUGUAAUCCCAUACCUUCAGAAUGCUUGCUAUAGCUAUUUCUAAUACUGUAUAUAUUUCAUAUUAGAAAAAUUAAGAAAUAAUGCUACGAGUAAUUUCCUAAGAAGUAUCAGCUUAUCUCUUCUUCA
Olea europaea var. sylvestris is the source of this 651-nucleotide messenger RNA. RefSeq lists its product as uncharacterized. The record is from RefSeq and is a predicted model, not a curated record. The transcript is spliced from 2 exons. Bases 36 to 464 code for a protein of 142 amino acids. Lineage: Eukaryota; Viridiplantae; Streptophyta; Magnoliopsida; Lamiales; Oleaceae.